AGAUUAUUCUCCCUCCCGCAGUAGUGUCUGCGCUCAGAACAGCCUUCGCUCAGAGCCCGUGCUGGAGUGGCUCCGGCGAAGUGUUGCGCCACAGCGGAGCAUAGCCAGCGCCAGCGCCGCGUCACGCCGGCUCCCCGCUGCUCUCUCGCCCCGGCAACACCGCAUGGCAUAGGAGAGGGGGGCCCGCCCAUCGCCAGACUCACCAUGUCGGGGGCCGAACCCGGUCCGAGCGAGCCCAGGCCGGACCCCGCCGUCCGCACCUUCAAGGAGCACAUGCGCCUGGAGCUGGAGCCCCCGAAACCGGCGGGGACGCGGGCCGGCUCCCCCAAAAUCUCCCCCCGCAGCUCGCCGCGCUUCUUCAGGAAGCCGAUGGUGAACAAGAGCAUCCGGCAGCGCCGGCGCUUCACCGUCGCUCAUACGUGCUUUGAUGUGGAGAAUGGCCCCUCCGCCAGCUGCAGCCCCUUGGACCCGCAGGCGUCCCCUGGGUCCGGCCUGGUCCUGCACACAAACUUCCCAGGACACGGCCAGCGCCGCGAGUCCUUCUUGUACCGCUCUGACAGCGACUACGACCUCUCGCCCAAGUCAAUGUCCCGCAACUCCUCCAUCGUCAGCGAGCUACAUGGGGAUGAUCUGAUAGUUACCCCUUUUGCUCAGGUACUUGCAAGCCUUCGAAGUGUACGGAACAACAUCACCGUUCUGACCAAUGUACAAUGUGCCUCUAACAAGAGGUCCCCCGCAGCCAGCCAACCACAGACCACCAAAGUCUGCUUGCCAGAGGAGUCCUACCAGAAGCUCGCCAUGGAGAGCAUGGAGGAGCUGGACUGGUGUCUGGACCAGCUGGAGGCCAUUCAGACCUACCGCUCGGUCAGCGAGAUGGCCUCUAACAAGUUCAAGAGAAUGUUGAACCGGGAGCUGACGCACUUGUCGGAGAUGAGUCGCUCCGGCAACCAAGUGUCCGAGUUCAUCUCCAGCACCUUCCUAGAUAAGCAGAACGAGGUGGAGAUCUCCCCUCCAGCACCCAAGGGCAGGGAGAAGAAGAAAAAGCAGCAGGUGAUGACCCAGAUCAGCGGGGUGAAGAAGGUGUCACACGGACCCGGCCUUUCCAACUGUGGGAUCCCCCGAUUCGGUGUCCGAUCAGAAAAGGAAGACCAGUUGGGCAAGGAACUGGACGACCUGAACAAGUGGGGCCUGAACAUCUUCCGAGUGUCAGAGUUCUCCAACCACAGACCGCUCACCUGUAUCAUGUACGCUAUCUUCCAGGAGAGAGAGCUGAUGAAGACAUUUAAGAUCCCUGCCGACACCUUUGUGACCUUCAUGAUGACCCUGGAGGACCAUUACCAUAGCGACGUGGCAUACCACAACAGCCUGCACGCCGCGGACGUGGCUCAGUCCACCCACAUCCUCCUGUCCACGCCGGCGCUGGAUGCUGUCUUCACAGAUCUGGAGAUCCUUGCUGCCAUCUUUGCUGCCGCAAUCCAUGACGUGGACCACCCUGGAGUCUCCAACCAGUUCCUGAUCAACACCAACUCGGAGCUGGCCCUCAUGUACAAUGAUGAGUCGGUGCUGGAGAACCAUCACCUGGCUGUGGGCUUCAAGCUCCUGCAGGAGGAGAACUGCGACAUCUUCCAGAACCUGAGCAAGAAGCAGCGGCAGUCCCUCAGGAAGAUGGUCAUCGACAUGGUGUUAGCGACUGACAUGUCUAAGCACAUGAGCUUGCUGGCAGACCUGAAAACCAUGGUGGAGACCAAGAAGGUGACCAGCUCUGGAGUGCUUCUGCUGGACAACUACACAGACAGAAUACAGGUCCUUCGUAACAUGGUGCACUGUGCUGACCUCAGUAAUCCCACCAAGUCCCUGGAGCUGUACCGGCAGUGGACCGACCGCAUCAUGGACGAGUUCUUCCACCAGGGCGACAAAGAACGGGAGAGGGGCAUGGAGAUCAGCCCCAUGUGUGACAAACACACAGCCUCUGUGGAAAAAUCACAGGUGGGCUUCAUUGACUACAUCGUGCACCCUCUGUGGGAGACGUGGGGGGACCUGGUGCACCCCGACGCCCAGGACAUCCUGGAUACCCUGGAGGACAACCGGAACUGGUACCAGAGCAUGAUCCCCCAGAGCCCGUCCCCGCCAUUUUACGAGCCGGACAAAGGCCAGGCCGGCAGCGGGGGGGACAAGUUCCAGUUUGAGCUGACGCUGGAGGAGGAGGAGGGCGACUCCGAGGAAGGCACGGAGCGGGACGAGGAGUACAGCCAGGGCGAGGAGGGGGCGACGCACUCCUCGGUGGACUAUGACUGCGAAGGCGAGGAGCCCGCCGCUCACAUAGAGAUCAUCACACAGGACGCCUCGCCUGUCGACACAUAGCACGGCGGGAAUGGCGGAACGGCGAGCUGCAUUCGGAGGAGAAACACUCCUUUUUUUUCCAGAAGCCUCGGUGGUUGACUUUUGAGUCAGCGGAGGCGCUAGUCCUCCUGUCCAGAGGGGGCGCACUUGCCUCUGGAGCCGGGACCAGGACAGUCGAUGAAGGAGCUCUCAGGAAACUGCUACAGUCACUUGGGCCCCAAUGGGCAAAUGGAACACUUUACGCGGCCCAACGGAAGGAUCUGGGGCCGCUGGAGUGGAUGAGCCUGACAUUAUCGAGAUUUUAUUUUUGGGGUUUGUGGUGACUUUUUAUGAGGGGAUGUCCUGAGGUAGCAUAUGAACUACUGAUAUACAGGUAUUUGUAAUGCAAAGAGUUCACUCUUCUUGUAACAUUUGUCUAAAGACUUUGUGUGCCUUUUUUUACAAUUGUCUUUUUAAAGUUCUGUUUCUAUUUAUUGAACACAUUUUAGUAGAUUUGAAUGGUAAAGUGUUUUGACAGAUGGCUGAAGAGGAGAAUAUUUUUAUCUCUUAAAUGAAGAAUGAAUGCAAAGUCUUCCUUAUUAAUUUUAUUGGGCAAUACCUGAGUGAACGGAGGCACUGUCUUUACAGAAUAAAUUCCACAAACGUGGCGUAAUAUAUAGUACUCAUUUCAUAUGGGUGGGAUAUUGGGAAAGGGAAAUGCUUUACAACAAGCACAGGUUCAUUAUUUAAUUAUACCUAAUCAUAAGAUACUCAUGAAAAUAAAAAGUACGUCUAUUGCCAUUUAUGCCACAGAUUUUGUCAGGGUAAAGUAGUAAUGUUCAAAACAUUUAAGAAAUUAGUUUAUUUUUGUGUUAAUUGUAUUUGUUUCAUUUGCACUGUACAUAUUCUUGUGGAGAAAACAAUGCUUCUUUUAUCAGCCAAUUAUUUUGCCUCUGGUAAAAUGAACAUGAAAUUCCGACGAUGUCAGGAAGCAAGGAAAAACGCAAAUUCGGGAGGAUAAAAGCACUUCGACGCGAUACGUCUCUGAUCAAAAUGAACGUUUAGUCUCACUGGAAAUGAGAAUGCCUCACAUUAAUUGAAUUAAUCAAAACUGUUCCCUGUAUCUGAUAUCAACAAUGUAAGUCACUUCCUCGCUAACCGCUAAUUAGCUGCUCUCAAAAGGCAUAAAGCCAACCCAUUGUGUGUUAACGCAAUGAGCUCUUUCCCUUUCAAUAUAGUCACGUCAAUUCAGAGAGAUAAUGGACACUUCACUUCAAAAUAUGUGGUUGUGGCCAUGCUCACUGCCAAAAAAAAAAAGACGAAAAUUAGAAGCAAUUGGGUAUCGCUUGGCUUCACUGACACAAGCGUGUUAUAUUCAUUUACACCAGAGGCAUUACUCUUACUGAUACUGUAGCACAUCUCCUAAUGUCUCACAAUCUGUAUUUGAUUCUCCAACAUCGUCUAGAACUCUGCACAUAUCAAGAACAGAAAGCAACCAAAAAGAACAGAAGCCUUCCAUAGAAAAAGUGUUUGUGCUGGUGCAAUAUGUGAGGGAGCUAUAAGAAAAAUGCUUUAAAAAAACUGCAUUUAUUCCUGAAAAAACAAAGCCUAUCCUUUGUUCUCUCCAUUGCCAUCUUGAGGUACUUCAACUCCAGUGUCUUUCACUGUCGUGUUGGCGUGAAUUUGGCAAGCUGAAAAAAGCAUUUCAGCAUUAACAAAAGACAAAUUUGUCAUCAUCAAUGCCUUGUCUUCACACUUGGGAGUGAAGAUUUAGCCACACAUUGCCCGCCCUCAAGCUUUGCACGAGCCCUUGUUCGUCCUUUGCUGUUUAUAACAGUGGUAUUUAUUACUUUAUCUAUAAAUGUUCAUUGUAAAUGUAUUUUAAUUUAUAUGCACAAGCAUUACCUGGGAUGGGUGGUGUUAAUGUGUCCUGGCUCAGACCAAGGAGCCAUUUUGAUUCUGUAGUAUGUUUAUGUUUUUUUUAUUUAUAUAUUGCACAAAAUUUUUAGUGCCCUGAACAGUGGCUAUAAGACAUACGUAACCCAUGGGAGUCAAGGUGGUCUAGGUGAAGGAAGAAUUUGUUUGAUGUUGUAAUUAAGCUAUAUAGUGCUUGUAGCACCUGAACUCUAACAAUGCAGCAUUUUGAAUGCAGAUUGCUGGCAUUCCGUGAAAUUCCAGUUGACGGGAAGUGAUAGGAAAUCCACAUACAGCGUAACCGUUCAGAAAAUGUAGAGCGGGAUGAUGAUGCUGGUGGCAUGUUUCAAUUUCUCUGAAUGCCAGUGUGAAUUUCAUAUGAUAUCCAUUACAAAAAUGUGAUCUCAUGUAAUUAUUGUGCUAAUGUGAACUGUUCUCUGACCAAACUUGUUAGCAGUUUUUAAAUUCAGAUAGUCUGUUUUACAUUAUAAUCUAUGUUAAAGCUUUUGGUCCAAAUGGUUAGUCAGAAUAACACUAUCUGCAUGACCAAUGGGUUUGUAUGUCUGUUGAAUACUGCGUUGUUCCAGGUGGAUAUUUUAAUAUUUUUUAAAAUGAUUCACACAAUGUAUGGUAUACUAUUGUAUAUUGUGUCAACAAAAUCUUAAAUACUUUUUCUACGAAAUUAUUAAAACAAAGCAUGAAUGAAA
This is a messenger RNA of Anguilla rostrata (American eel), 4940 nucleotides long. RefSeq names its product 3',5'-cyclic-AMP phosphodiesterase 4B-like. Gene Ontology annotation, cellular component: nucleus; perinuclear region of cytoplasm; cytosol. The coding region runs from base 205 to 2361 and encodes 718 amino acids. The transcript has 15 exons. Gene Ontology annotation, molecular function: transmembrane transporter binding; 3',5'-cyclic-AMP phosphodiesterase activity. Gene Ontology annotation, biological process: signal transduction. The record is from RefSeq and is a predicted model, not a curated record. NCBI's taxonomy places the organism in Eukaryota, Metazoa, Chordata, Actinopteri, Anguilliformes, Anguillidae.